Messenger RNA from Yarrowia lipolytica CLIB122, 3375 nucleotides. RefSeq lists its product as uncharacterized. Gene Ontology annotation, cellular component: nuclear pore outer ring. The record is from RefSeq and is a predicted model, not a curated record. Gene Ontology annotation, biological process: protein import into nucleus; poly(A)+ mRNA export from nucleus; transcription-dependent tethering of RNA polymerase II gene DNA at nuclear periphery. NCBI's taxonomy places the organism in Eukaryota, Fungi, Ascomycota, Dipodascomycetes, Dipodascales. Gene Ontology annotation, molecular function: protein binding; structural constituent of nuclear pore.
AUGUCGCAAAUUGGCAAUAUUCGAAAGCUGCGGCAAAAAGCGGUGCAGCAAGAACUCAACCGAGUUGUGCCUGCGACGCUCUUCAACGACGAUGUGACGGAAAAGUCGUUCACCAACCUGUCGGCUGUGGAGGACAGUCUGGCGGAUUAUGGCUCCGAAAUCACCCGCACGGCCAUGUACAAUGUGACGCGAUUGGCAGCAAGACCCGAUCUAUCAGGAGUGGAGAUUGCUUUUGAUUCCGGUGAGCAUGUGAGCUCAUCGCUAUCUGACGACUUUGGGCUGGUGGUUGUGGGGAACAAGGCACAUGUGUGGAAGUACACAUCUCCUGAGCCGACCCCAGAGACCUUUACACAUAGUCUGGGAGUCCAGGAUAAUGCUCUGGGUCACCUGAUCCCCGUGACGCCGAGUUUCAAGGACGUUGGACAUCCCGGUCUGGUGCUAGUGGGUGUCAAUUCUGGUUUGUGUGUCUUCUGGGAGUCAGUGGGAGGUGCAGCUGCUGAAGGGUACCUGCGAACACGACAGCAGGUGGAGACCCAGAUUAAGCUAUACAGUGGUGAGGUGAUUGAGCACGUGAACCGCAUGGACGAUGUCACGCUGGUGCUGUCUCUGUCCUCGGGCCGUCUCAUUGGCCUCUCUCUUCGAGAUAAGGACGAGGCUGCUCUCAACUACUGGACUCUGCGAGACACAAAGGCCGGCCUGUUGAGCAACAUUCGAUCCGCCUUUUCCGUGUCUUCCAACAGACGUGGAAUCACUGGAGUCCGAGUGGUUCCCUCUACGAACCGCAGCUGGCGCAUCUACGUAGCCACCUCGGAGUGCCAUCUUGGAGUGUGGGAGGUGACAGAGGGUGGAGAUGCCACCAUUUUGGCAGACAAGGACCUGAAGCCCAUGCUUUCGGCUGACGUGUCUACUCUCUACAACACUUCGUCUAUCUACCUGCAUGACAUUGAAUACGUUGCCGAGGAGGAUUAUCUCGUGGUGCUGACUUCCAUUCUCGUCGACAAUUCCAUCUUCUACAUCAUCUACACCAUCGAUCUCCACAAAGACAAGGUUGUCAGUCGUCACAGAGUGCAGUCGUACGUUAGACCAGGACUGGACAGGGGCACUCCUAGACUAGCUCGACCCUCUCCAGGCGAUACGCUCUAUGUGGUUCUGGACCAUGCCGUGGUGCUCAUCGACAUGGUCACGCGAUCUAACCUCAACUUUGUGGAGUACGGCAAGUGGGAGGAUUCGAUUUUGCUGAAACCCACUGUGUCGAUUCUAGGCUUUGGAGCCGAAGACAAGAACCGAAGUCGUGACUCCGCCAUUGUGGCCAUCACAGACGCGGCCGGCGUGCUGAAAAUCACCCGGUUCCCCGAACAGGACGACAAGGAGCAAACUAGAAGCUUGAACACGCUCGAGCGUGGCAUCUGCAAGUCACGAAUCGAGCAGGGCGUGUUUUUUGCCGGUGGCGACUUUACGCCUCUGCAGUUUGCUGCCACUGGAGAGUAUGAUGUCAAGUUCCCCGAUGACGUUGUCCGACGUGCACUGUUGCAGGUGUCGCAUGAAAUCUGCACGUCUACAUCGUCCCAUCUGGAGGGCCGAUUCCCUGGACUGGGCUUCAGUUUGGAAUUCCGAGUGGACCGGCUGCGAAUCCUGAACCAGUACGCCUACGACAACUUCGCGUCCCAGCUCGACGUUGCUACAAAGCUAACUCUGGCGUCCAAUGCCGAGAAACUCGCGGCUUGCGAGGCCAUCUGGGCUAUGCUGGACGUCAAGGACGGCUACAUUGUGCUGGAAAACAUCAUUGUCAAGAGUGUUGACAAGAACCAGAACACGGACCAGGACCCCGUGCAGGAUUUUUUUACCAGCCGCACCCUUGAGGCUGCCAACCUGAUCUACGGCGUGUUCGACAAUAUUCAGCAGCCCAACAUGGGCUCCAUCUUCGCUGCUACUGUGGGGUCUGCAAUUAGCGCCAUUCUCACUGCACGAGAGGAGUCUCUUUCUGCUUUGCGUGUUUCCAACGACGACACUGGCGAGAAUUGCCCUUGGUGGUGUGAAUCUCGUAUGAUGGAGACUUGGGACUCACUGUUCCGGUUCAUCGCCAACAACACGAACGAUCACAGACCACUGGGUCCCCUAGCCCAGUCUCUGUGUAGCCAAUCUGUCGUGGCUAUCACCUGGGCCCGAAAUUCAGGCAACGACUGGCAGGCAUACGAAAACACAUACCACCAGCGACGUGGAGACUGGAUUAAGGCAGUCGUUUCGGUGGGUCAAGUGAGCCAGGCGCUGCAUAUCUGUGAGACGUUCCGUCUGUACCGAUGUUUGGCCGAGAUUCUCGACCACGAUCUGCGAGUGGCUAUCACCAACAACAAUAAGCAGAGCGAGAGCGACGCGGAAUACGCCAUUCGAAAGUACCUGCAUAACUUUGGCUACGACUUUGCUUCGCAGCUUUACUCGUACUGGAUUGAGACCCGCGACUUUGAGAGCCUGUUCACCCGGUUUCAGGACUAUCGGGAAAUGCUGAAGCAAUAUUUCCGGUCCAGUAACCACGCCAACAUUUCGUGGAUUCUCUCCCUUGGCUUGGGAGAAUACCAGUCGGCAGCCGAGGCUCUUGUCCAGGCGGCCAAGGAAGGCCAAGAUACCAUUCCAGGAGGGGACCUCCGAAACCGGCUUGUGCAGCUCAGUAUGGCCAAGCUUGCAUUCAUGCAAGCUCGAUCUGGCACCAGAAUGGAUCCUUCGCGUGAGCAGACCGAGGUGAACAAUGAGCUCAAUCUCAGUUUGAUCCAGAAACGGCUUGCUGAACACAUCUCUGGCCACGUGCAGGGCACCCAGAUUUUCAGUGAGCAGAUUCUCAGCCCCCAACUUCCAAAGGGUGUGACUGAUGCCGCUAAGAAGCUGGUGACCAAGGUGGUUCAGAAGAAGGUGCUGACCAGCCUGGAGCUCGUUGAACUGUGCAGCUGUGUGAUUGGAUUCUCAGAAGAAGCUCUGCAGGCCAUUUCUGACAGCAAUAACGCAAAGACCAGCAUCAUGAGCCUCACUGUGUGGGUUCGGGUUCUUCUUGAAACGGACUGGAUGGAGGUUCUCGACAAGUCAGACCGGACAGAUCAGGAACAGGAGGCUCUUCUCCUUGACACUCCUCUUUUCCAGCUUCUCAAGUACGCGUUUGACACUGGACUGAUUGGUCAGCAAAACAGUCCUCUCCAGGUGCCCAACUUUGAAAACUUGCACAAGCCCAACUCGGCCACCUUGGCUUCUGAGGAACGGUUCCGGACCAACCUCGAUUCCGAUCUAUUGAGCGAGUUCGAUGCGGCUCUCAAGGUUUUGGACACGGGUGACACUCGACGAAGUGUGGUGGGGCUGGUCAACCGGGCCAAGUUGGACGCCCAUAGCACGUAG